Molecule: messenger RNA, 9005 nt
Organism: Paramormyrops kingsleyae
Lineage: Eukaryota; Metazoa; Chordata; Actinopteri; Osteoglossiformes; Mormyridae
Gene: lrch1
Product: leucine-rich repeats and calponin homology (CH) domain containing 1
Cellular component (GO): cytoplasm
Molecular function (GO): protein binding
Source: RefSeq, a predicted model, not a curated record
UGCUUUAGCCUUGGCUGGGGUUCAGUGUUGUACAGUAAUAGCGCAGCCGCAGAGGUCGGGAAAAUCACUAGGAAAGGAAACUGGCUAACCGUUCAAGUCUCCAUCGCAGAAAAAAGUGGAUACAAAAACCGAGAAGCGCUUAAUUCGUAUUAAAGCCGAGGUGAAAAUGGCGACGCUGGGACCGGACUCCCGUCCCCAUCCCCAGCUCGCUUCUGGCUCGGUUCAGAGUAAUUUGGGUUCCCAAAACAACAUGCCCCUUAACAGGGGUUUGGAAAGGGCUUUUGAGGAGGCGGCCAACUCGGGCUUUUUAAACCUCAGCGCCAGAAAACUGAAAGAAUUCCCGAGCAGCGCGGCGAACCACGACCUGACUGACACGGUGGAGGCAGACCUGUCCAGGAAUCGCCUGACUGACAUCCCCAUGGAGGUGUGCCAGCUAGUUUCCCUGGAGACCUUGAACCUCUACCACAACUGUGUCAAAACCAUUCCUGAUGCCAUAGUCAAUCUACAGACACUCACUUCCUUAAACCUGAGCAGGAACCAGCUGUCAGCGCUGCCGGCGUGUGUGUGUGGCCUGCCCCUCCGUGUGCUCAACGCCAGCAACAACAAGCUGGGCUCCCUCCCCGAGGCCCUCGGACAGCUCAGCGGCCUCAUGGAGCUGGAUGUCAGCUGUAAUGAGCUCACCGCCCUCCCCCGCCACAUUGGCAGGCUGAAGGCCCUGAGGGAGCUCAAUGUGCGGAGGAACCAGCUCUGCAUUCUCCCAGAGGAUCUGGCAGAGCUUCCCUUGGUGAAAUUUGACUUCUCCUGCAACAAAGUGUCCAGCAUCCCAAUAUGUUACAGGAAGAUGGUGCAGCUGCAGUCCCUGCAGCUGGAGAACAACCCACUGCAGAAUCCGCCUGCACAGAUCUGCACCAAAGGGAAGGUGCACAUAUUCAAGUACCUGACCAUGGAGGCGUGUCGCCAUGACAAGGGCUCCGAGUUGCUCUACCUGCCCGCAAUGGAGAGGCUAAAUCUGCCCCGGCCGGCAGCUGGAAGCAUCGAGGACAUCGACCAGAAUAAGAAACACGACACCGACUCUGGAGUUGGCAGUGAUAAUGGAGACAAACGGCUAUCGACCACCGAGCCCUCGGACGAGGACAGCCUGAGCUUGAGCGCCCCCAUGUCCCACAUCACUGAGGAAGACGGCCUGAGCAAAGACGACUCCAGCGAGCACAUCAGCGCUCUGACGGCGGACCCAGUGAGGCCGAGCUCAGGUCGCAGCAUAGAGAACCUGACAAAGAGGCACGGGUACGAGGACCCAUCACUCAGCUCACCAUUCAUCACCUACAUCAAGGACCGGGCCGCAGGUUUCGACGAGCCCCUCCGGAUAGAGGAAGACCCCAGCUGGGCAGCGCAGCGCAUGUCAAAGGUCACAGAGGAGAGCCACUUUGGCAUGAUCAGUCAGCUGAGGGAGGCGGUGGAGCUGCUGCAGCACCCCAACAGAGUAACAAUGGAGUCUGCCGAGCUCUCAGAAGUACAGCUGUACCCUGUGAAGAUGGUCAUGCUGGAGGAGUCAUUCAACGGGCAGGACUGUGAGAAUGGACAAGUUACACCUAAGAGUGAAAUUUCUGAUGGAGGGCUUGAGUUCCAGAAGAAAAGGGAAUUGAUUCUAGAGAGGACCAGACUUGAAGCCCAACUUGCAUGCCGACAGUUUGAGAGACACGUGUCUCACCAGAUGCACUCAGGUGACCAAAACGAGAACCAGCAGGAUCAUGUGGACACGGGGGAAGACAAAAGCUCAGCCUCUUCAACACCAGUGAACUCCCCACCCUUUGGCCUGAAGCCCAGGUCAGCCCCCGCCUUGCUGUCUUGCUAUUCCCCGCCCUGUCUCCGCCCCCUCACACAGGCCACUCCUGCUGAUAGAGACACCCCUACUAAGGCAGAUGAAGGAGGCAUGAGAAACAUUGUGUUUAUGCGGAAUUCAAAGAGUCUGGAGACGCUGGACCCUCAGUUCACCAUCCGCCGUAAGAUGGAGCAGCUGCGGGAGGAGAUGGAGCUGACGGAGCAGCUGAGAGAGAAUAUUGAGAGCAGGCUGAAGAUGUCACUGCCUGAAGACCUUGGCUCGUCUCUCAUGGACGGGGUGGUCCUGUGUCACCUGGUCAACCACAUCCGCCCCCGUGCUGUCGCCAGCAUCCAUGUGCCCUCACCUGCUGUGCCUAAGCUGAGUAUGGCCAAGUGCCGGCGAAACGUAGAGAACUUCCUGGACGCCUGCCGCAAGCUGGGGGUGCCUGAGUCUGCCCUCUGCUCCGCGUACGACAUUCUGCAAGGGGACGUGCGGCCCGUCCGGAAAUCAGUCCGCGCCCUGGUGGCUCUCGACACUGACAAAGAGAGCAAGACUGAGAGCGAGCCUGUGGGUGUGGAUGCACCCGCAAGCCCCGCCCCUCAGGCUCCGCCCACUGGCUGGCGCAUCUGGGACUGGAUCAGCUCCAGCCUAUUGCACGUCUUCUGUCUGGUCCUGCUCUUUGUGGCGUACAACUGGAGUGAGCUGAAAUAACAUGACCUUGACUCUCGGCCUGCAUGCAGCCGCCACCUCUCCGCCUCUUCUUCCCUCUUUCUCUUCCUCAUUUUCUCUUAUUGGUAGCAUCCUUUUAAGUUCCCCGCACAGAGGAUAAGGUUUAGGUAGCGCUCUCAAAAGAUUUGUGCAAUCUUAAGGCAAAACCACACCCAAAAACUGGUAUGGGGGUUUCGUCUAAGGUUGGAGGAAGUCCCACAGUGCAUAUACACCCACACACACACACACACACACACACACACACACACCCAGGAGGACAUAUAUACAUGAUAGCAAUAUGGGACAGAGAGUUGGGAGUGGGACAGAGGGAGCUGUUUGUACUGUAUAGCGCUGAGACACAGCUCUUUCUAACUGCUUUUAGGGGCUUCCCCGUCUUGUUCCAGACAGCCAAUGCUGCUCAGUUGGCUGCCUCAUCUCGUCACAUCGGGAAAGCACCUGUGACAUAGAGCAGGCCGGAAGAGCAACGCUGAAAUAGCCUUAGUCUAGCCAGCGGGGCUCAGCCUUGCUUUAGGUUUCUCAAUCCAGUGCUCAGGGACCCCCAGAUGGUCCAUGUUUUUGCUCCCUCUCAGCUCCCUACCAGACAGUGCCUGAGCACCGGAUUGAGGAACAUUGCUUUGGACUGUUGCAAAUGCAACACAGGCUUUGAAACUUGAAAACCAAGUAAUUCUGCUUACUUAUUUCCAUUGAAAGGACAUGUUAGCAGCUUGGACAAGUACAGUAGCCCUGAGGACCCCUGUAGCCUCCUUGCUAAGCUGCACAGUCACAUAAUGGCUUCACUUGUUAUACUCCCAAAGGCUCUGGGGAAAGCUUCAUGUCACACUCAGCUACAGGAACUACAUGCUCUGUUGUCUUAUUGCUUUGUCGCCCAAGACCAAAAUGUCACUCUCGAUAUUGCUAAACCCUCCAGGUAUAUGACAGUACCAUAUUUUGCCAUGAAGUCCAGGUACACAUCAGAAGACUCACUACUUGCAACACUGACAAUUCCUCCAGAGAUUUGAAGAUAAUGUUUCUGGGCUGAAAUAAUAUUUCUGGGCCUCUGACUCUCUGCCAACAUUUAUCCAAAUUUCUGUGACAAACACAUCCCUGAUGUUUCCACAUGUUCAUUGAGCGGCCUCAAUGGGGAUGUUUCAGUAGAGAACAUCUCCCAGAUGAUGAAUAACAUGAAAGACUCAUGUUUUUUUUUCCUUCAUUUCAUACAGAGAACAUUGAGUAGACGAGUUGAAUUGUGUUGUAUGACACAUUCUCACACAGAACUGUGAUAACAAUGAUAUUAGCUUCUGUUCAGACUUAAUACCCAUAAUUCUGCACUAAUGUGAGGCUUUUAUAAGGAGCUGUCAGUGUUGUUUUCUGAGCUCAGUAAACUGCCAGACUGUUGUGCAAAGGUUGUUGUUUUUUCUCUCUGCACACACACAACAGAUGACCGAUAUCUGAACGGCUUACAAAGCAUCAAAUCAAAAGGGCUUUAUGGUUCAGAAUGUAUAUCCAGUACCUGUAAGCUGCCAGAUCUGUAUUCCUGUUAAUUGAGCGAUUUUUGGCCUUCCUUUAUCUUUAUUGCUAUGCUCUUUGAUUAUAAUGCAGCAAUAAAGUGCUGUCCUCAGACAGAGAGAUGACUGUUCCCUAAUCAGCUCCUCCUAGUGGCUCAUAAACACUACAGAUCAUCCUGCUUUCUGAUUUGCCCUGAUUUUUCCUUAUGUUCCACAGGCUUUUAGAUAUUCCGCUGUUGCCAUGCCAACCAGUAGUGUUUAUUUUGGGCUCAUUUGCUGCUUCCAAGGCUUUAAUUCACUCAGCAUUGAUGUGGAUGCUUUUGUGAUGCUUGUAUUUUUAUGACCUAUAUGGUACUGUAUAUUGCACAGGUAAUAAAUGUAUAGUUUGGAUUACUUUACUGCUCUGUGUCAGGCGGUGAGCUCCUGGAGAGGGGGGGGGGGCGAUAAGGAGACAGUGGUGCUGGUUUUUCACCUUGACUGAACAUUGUCCCAAAUUAUAUCUUUUGAAAAAAGAACAGAUGGUCUCUCUUAAGAAAAAAAGGAAUGUGAUGAAACUGCAGGAUUUUUUACAAGAGUGACAGUGUAAGUAUUUGUACCUGGAGCAUGAAAUGCUGUGAUUUGGACAGUCCAUGCGGCGAGGGCCUGGAUCUGACUCCCACCUCAUGCUGGGGACAUGUUUGCAUAUUUGCCGUGGUUCAGCAUGUGAAAGAUAGAUACCUGAUGAGAUUCACAAUGCUGUUACAUCAUGGCUCUCAAGCUUUAGUAGACCAAAAACAAAGGGGUUUUUGUAUGUUCCGCCUCUGUCUACCUGCCAGUCAGAUAAGCCACUGCUUUCCAGGACUUUUAUUUAUUAUGAUGGGACGAGCGCUGUGCUCGGCCGGUGGCAUAAAGACGAGGACAGACAUACAGGGGAAAAAUGCCACCCACCCAAAUGAGCUUGGGGGUCGACGCCGCCUCCACACUGCCGGGACGCCCCACUCAUUGCACGCCCCCCCGUCCCCCGGAGUGGGACUUCCUGUGUUCAGUUCAGGGAUACUGUCACCAAAGUAAAGAGCGACAGAGUCUCUCACAACUCUGAGCUUUCAUUUUAGAGCUUAGAAACCAGGACAACAGUUGGUGCCUUCAUAUUUAUAUUUAUUCAUUAAAGUAAUAAUUAAAUUGUAUUUAUUUAUCAAAUUUUUUAAAAGAUGUUGAUACAUUUCUUGUGUUUGUCCUCUUGGUGUCUCUCACAUAUGUAAGUGUGAACAUCUGUGCAAACACUGUGCCACACCACAUCACACUAGCACACGUGAAAGGAAUACCCAUGAGAGGGACACGUACACAUGUGACGGUGACACAAACACAUAUGGCUCUUUUGUUUAUGCUCUCAGUUCCCUUCCUGGACAGUCAGACCAUAUUGAUUUUGUCUCUUUUUCGCACUGCCUGCUUUUCCUCCCUCUCCUUCGUCCUCUCUCUUCCUCUCUCCCUCCUUUCUUCCGCUGUCUGUCACAGGAGAAGCUGUGCCUUCCUCACCACAUACUUGAAGAGAAGGGCCUGAUGAAGGUCAGCACCACCGUACAGGCGCUGGUGGAGGAAGCGGCCAGCAAGCAGGCCUCGUUUACGUGAGCGCGGCUGGGCAAGGCUAUGGGUGGCGGCACGACGAGCGCCGUGCUCAGCCGGUGGCAUGAAGACGAGGACAGACAUACAGGGCAAAAAUGCCACCCACCCAAAUGAGCUUGGGGGUCGACGCCGCCUCCACACUGCCGGGACGCCCCACUCAGUGCACGCCCCCCCGUCCCCCGGAGUGGGACUUCCUGUGUUCAGUUCAGGGAUACUGUCACCAAAGUAAAGAGCGACAGAGUCUCUCACAACUCUGAGCUUUCAUUUUAGGGCUUAGAAACCAGGACACCAGUUGGUGCCUUCAUAUUUAUAUUUAUUUAUUAAAGAGUCAUCCAGCUGGGUGAGGGAUGUAUAAUUUGCAGUGUAUCCAAGCUAUAUAUUUUAAUAUUUAAUAUAUGAUUCUGGGUGUAGGUCAGAUUACUCUGUUCUGUGUAUUCUGGUAGGAGGCUGGUUUAGGCCCAGUCUAUGCAUGAGCUUUGUCACAGACUCACUGCCCAGAGGUCCAGGCAACCUGAUAGCAUUGCUGCAGCUUGUGAGGAAGGUUGCGUGUAAAUCAGGGGGCGUGUCUCUCUCAGGACGCUGUGGAUCCACUGUGGGGAAGGAGUUCUUCACCUGCUUUUGUCAAUGUGUCUGUGUGAGUGAGUGAGUUUGAGAGAGAGAGAGAAUUUUUGUAGUUUCCCCCAAGAGGGUCUUACAGGACACAGCAUUUGGAUGAUCCUGCACUGAAUGAUGUUGGAACACCACAUGACCACCCCAUGUCAUUGGUCCACAGGAAGGACAUUAGCGAGGCAGAGCAUUGCCUGGCCUUCACUGCACAUAAACUGUUUUGUGUUUGAGACGCACAGUCCAGCAGUGCUACAGUGGCAGCCUGAUGGUCCAGCAGUGGAGCUGUUGUAGUGCCAAUCCGUAAGCUCUGCUGGACAUUUGAUGUGCUUCAGCUCCCAUUAAACUGUGUUUAUACUGUUUAAUUAAAGUCAUUGUUGGAACAGGGGCCACUCUCUCCAGAGGUGGUUCAUUGAAAGAUGACAUCAGAAUCUGCCACUGCUUGGGGAAAAAGGUAGAAAUUUACUACCACUGUGAAAAUACUGAGAGACUCCGUGUGUGUGUGUGUGUGUGCGUGCGUGUGUGCGUGCGUGCGUGAGACAGGAAAGGUUUACUGUGUAAGAACCCGCAUUCACAAUGCGACUAAGCAAGAAAUUUGUCUGAUGUUAGCAGACAAAACUAAGCUGUCUUUUGAUAUCAAUAGGAAACAAAAAAAUUAAAUAACAUAAAACUGUUACAUUUAAAAAUCACACCGAAUACUUUUGUGCCUAAUAUGAUUAUUAGGAUGCGUAUUGUAAGAGUGACGUGGAUCCAUGAUGUGCUGAUGGUCUGUGUAAGUUGCCGGGGAAGGUGUAGAAUGUCGCACUAGUGUGCAGAGCCUGCACAGCUGUUCAUUUCAUUAGUAUCAGUAACACUAGCUGUCAGCUAUAGGCAAUUGUGCUAUAGAUUAAUGGAUGGAAAAAAAGGAUUUGCUGCCUCGCUGCAGGUCAGCAACUUGGUAUUUCAUUAGUUUUAAGUCUUUAUUGCAGACAUCCCACCUCUCCCAGAAGUUCUGGGAGUCUCCCGCAAAUCGACAGCAGCUCCGACACCCGCAAAUGAUGUGCAAUGUCCCGGAAAUCUGUCGUUUUGCUAUUCAGUUGUGGAAAAUUAGCCGGCUAGAAGUUUUACUGCUGCAACCUUGCCCCAAAUUUUACACCCACACCCCAGUCGGCAAUAUAUAGCACUACAGUAAUACCAGCCAAGCACUGGCCAGCACCCCCACCCUCCCGGAUGCCCCUCAUCUGCCUCCCUGAAAUCAAUAUCCCUAAGGUGGGAUGCUUGUUAUUGGUGGGAAAUGUCGGGAAUUAUGAAGGGAUGUUUAAUGCUUGAACUAGGAGACACUAUAUAAAUGGGGCUGAGGCAAAUAUACAUAAACAUAUGAGCAUCAGUAUGUUUUGUCUUUCCAAAGGGAGAUUAAAUGUAAAUAUUGUAUGUUUAUAAUUACGACAGUUUGGGAAAUCACAUCUAUUUCUGGAUAUCAAGGCUGACAGCCAUGUAGCUUGAUAAAGAUCCUUAUGAACAGCUAUUCAGUUUAGGUUUUGUCUUGAAACAUCCAGUGACUCAUGAAGACUGAUGUGGAGGCCAACCUCAUUAUAGGAAGAUGUUCUGUUUUAUAAACUGCUUAGAGAAAAUUUAUCUGAAAAAAAGAUUUAUAUGUUUUGAAAUUGAUAGGAUGCAUGCAAUUAAAUGGCUAAAUUAAUUGUGACCACUGUACUUAGGGGACUGGGGUUUCUGCGAAUGUUACAGGAAGCCUAAACACCUUAAUGACACCAACAAAGGAGACAUGAAAGUAUUCAUUUCAGGCAGAUGCAGUGAUUUUUACCGGGCUGCCAUGGAAAUUUCUCCUAGGACAAACUUCCUAUGUUUUGCUUGUUUACAUUGUUAGCCAGCUCCCUUUCGGAAAUGUAGCCGUGUUUUGAAUAAGCGCUGAUUGAUGCUCCGGGGAAUAAUCAUGACCAUGUAACACUAUAAGAGGUUAGAGGAUGGAUGGAGCAUUUAUGACGGUGUGGUUGCCGUGUUUGUAACACCAGCUAAUUAUCGAUAUUCAGUUAGAGUUUAUGUGCAGCUGAAGGAGAGUAAUCAAGGGCAUUUUAUGAUUUCAUCUUGUACAUUUUUACUUAAACAUUUUGGCAGGUCAAAAACGUGAAAAUUCUCAUACAAUGGAAGUUGUGUUUAUAGAUUGCAUUUUGUUCAAUGCAGACGCUUGCUUUAAAAUUCAAAUAGAUUGUUUUUAAUUGAAGAAUAUUAUAACUGUACUGUAGCUAAAUUAUUGCUGCAGACCUCAUAAAAUAAAGUCUGGGAAAGCGAAAGAGGACUGCUAAGCACAGGGCACAUUCACAUCUACGUGUGUUUACUCCCAAUCAGCUGAUGUUCUGAAGUUUCUCAUGAAACGAGUGAGGUGGUGGUCAGUUAUACUGGUUUUGCAUUAUCUACAGAAUUUAACAGGUUUGUCAACUCACAGAUCACCCUUCAGUCUUACACAAAUGUCACAUUGCAUAUUUAUCUCGAGCUGUAUUCUGUCACAUCUAGAGCAGAUGUUUCCUACUUUCUACAAAACUGGACUAUAAUGGCUUUAAUUCUACUUAUUUUUAAACUAAAGAUCUAUGUUUUUCAAUAUUGAAAAAUGAAGUACUUAAUACUUUAUUAUACAUUCAUGUGGCAUUUCUAAAGUUAUAUGAUGUACAAACGUUAGAUAAUGACACAGACAUAUCCAAACUGUCACCUUAAUUGCUGGUUACUGUAAAUAAUGUACAUACUUCAAAUGUUACUUUAACAAUAAACCCUUGUUUAAA